UGAUUGACAACUCCGACUGUCCCGAAGGCCCCGCCCCCCGACUCAACUGGCCGUGCAGGAGCAACUUAUGCCGUAUUAAUGCGCACACAAUGUCACGAGAGGAGGACCUGUUGCGGAUUGCUAAAAAACUAGACAAGAUGGUGUCUAGAAAUAACAUGGAUGGAGCUCUAGAUCUUCUGAGAGAAUUGAAAAAUUUCAACAUGACACUAAAGCUUCUUCAGGAUACAAGAAUCGGCAUGUCUGUGAACGGAAUAAGGAAACAUUGCACAGAUGAGGAUGUUGUCAACUUGGCAAAGAUUCUUAUCAAAAGCUGGAAGAAGCUUUUAGAAUCAGCUGACAAAAAUCAAAAGUCUGAGAGGACAAAUGAGGUGAAGAAUGGCAAUCAUCCAAGCAAGGCAUCAGGGUCACCCAAUAGGACUUCUCCUGAAAGAGAGUCCAGUCCACGAAGAUCGACAACGGAAAUUAAACCACACUUAGACUCCAACAAGAAACGAGAUGAAAAACACAGAAGAGAGAAACGAGAUGCAGAGCUCAGGAACAGAAAACAAGAAAGUGAUCCGAAAAAAGGGAAACAAUCUAUUAACAAUAAAAAGGAGCUAGAGAGGAAAGAUGCAUUGAACAGUGAUCAUCUUCCCUCCGGAAGGACGCAUUCAUCUCCGCCCAUCAAGUGUCCUCCUCCAUCUAUGGAAGUGAAGAGGGAGAGGAAAGAUGCUCCCGUUGAUUUUUUCCCUCCUGCUUCAAUCAUUUCUCACCCUCCUCUAAGACGCUCAUCAGUAGAUGUAAAGAAAGAGAGAAAAGACACUCUGGUUUCCUUACAAUCUUGUCCUCUUCAGUCUCAUUCUACUAAACGCCCCUUCUCAGAUGGAAAGAAAGAACGGAGAGACACACAUGAACUUUUUCCUCUUCAUAAUCACUCUCAUCCUCCUCUUCCUCCUCCUCCUCCUAUUCCUAUCCCUAAGCGCUCAUCAGAGGUGAAGAAAGAAAGGAGAGAUCCUUCUGAAACUUUACAUCCUCCUGCUUCUAUCCUUUCUCUUCCUCCGCCUGCUCCUCCUCCUCCCAAACAUUCAUCAAUAGAUGAGCACAGAGAAAGGGUAAAGAAAGCAAUUGAUCUGAAUGCCCCUCUUCCUCCUUUACCUUUCCAUCUACAUCCUCCUCAGAAACGAGAGAUGAAGAAAGAAAGAAAAGAAACAGCGGAUCCCAGUUCUCCUCUCCCUCCUGUUCCUCUCCAUCUUCAACCUACACCUACAAAACGUCCUUCGUUAGACACAAAUAAAGACAAAGAGAAAGAAAGAAAAGACACAUCAGACCCGAAGCGACGGAUGUCUGAACACAAUGAGAAAGAUAGACAAAACACAAGAGACAGUAAACCACUUAAAAGACCGUCAAUGAAGCUCAAGAUUGAGAGAAGGGACUCCACGGAUUCCAAAAAGCUCCAUCCUAGAAAGUCGAGCAUGGAAGGACGGAGAGACAGUAAGGACUCUACUGACUCCAAAUCAAGCCAUCACCUUUUGAAACGACAAUCAAGUGAAACUAAAUUGGAGAGGAGAGAUUCUACUAACUCAAGGUCUGGCAACUCACCCCAGGCCAAGAAGUCUAGUGAAAGCAAGAGUAAACCAGAGACCCCAAAGACACCCACAACACCCACAAGCCCUCUCUCUCCGUCGCUUAGCUCCAGUGUGGGUCCUUUAUCUCCUCGUCUGCAAACCGGGGAUUCCAUCAGGGACAAAUGUAUUGAAAUGCUGACCGCCGCACUACGUACAGAUGAUGACUACAAAGACUAUGGGACAAACUGUGAGGGCAUGGCAGCUGAAAUCGAGGAUUAUAUCUACCAGGAGAUAAGAGCCACAGACAUGAAAUACAAGAACAGAGUCCGCAGCCGCAUAAGUAACCUGAAGGAUCCCAAAAAUCCCAAUCUCCGUAAAAAUGUCUUAGCUGGAGCCAUCGAGUUGAGCCGCCUGGCCACCAUGACUGCUGAGGAAAUGGCUAGUGAUGAACUAAAACAGUUGAGGAACGUGUUGACCCAGGAGGCUAUCCGAGAACAUCAGAUGGCAAAGACUGGAGGAACCUCGACUGACAUGCUGCAGUGUGGCAAGUGCAGGAAGAAAAACUGCACCUACAACCAGGUGCAAACUCGGAGUGCUGAUGAACCAAUGACCACCUUUGUGCUGUGCAAUGAAUGUGGUAAUCGCUGGAAGUUCUGCUAACUUGAAGCCAGGAGUCCAACAACAUUGACCAUGUAGCAGUGGCAAGGCCAGAAAUUUAAAAGUGAGCGGACCUUGGUGAAAUAGGGUGGACCAAUCCCUACUCUCAAAUUACAUGAAUUUUAAAAAUAGUUUGACAAUUAAGUUGAGUUAAAUGUGAUUAUAUUUUCAGCCAACAGUUUCAUGAGAAUAACAAAAUCAACUAUCCUGUGAACGUAAUAGGGACAGUAAACGAAGAUAAAUAAUCAUAGACAUAGUAUGUGUAAGGCUGAGCAAGGCUUACCCUUCCCCUGGCCGAGGGAAUUUUCUCUCUCAAAUCACUGACUUCUGCUGCUUCUCAUUGCUUUUAGAGGGAAAACUGCCCAUAACUGGUGGUCUACGAUCGGUUUUCUCUGUAAUAAUAGCAUAUUGGUAAUUUGGCAAAUGAUACAGUGCAUAUCUGUGUUUGUGCUCUGGAGAGUGUCGAAGGUUUCUAUUUACAAUGUGUUUUUUUUUUACAUCGUUGAGUAAUGCAGCCAAUCACAGACAUAUCUGUUGAUUUCUUGAAUGCAAUGGCCAAUCAGAGGUGUUUAGGUUAGAGUCCACUAACCCUGGCCCUUAUGUAGCCUUGCCACUGCCAUGUAGGAUUCCUCAUCUUUUUUUAAUUUGGAAGAGAAAGUAAUAUAAUGGGUUAUUCUACCAGCAAAUGGUCCUGAAUUUAUAAUAUGUAAAUGAAUUCUUUAACUUUUACAGAAGUACACAGAGCAAAGAGUGUAUAUUCAUAAUUAAAGUGAACAUUAAUGACUUGGGAGUCAGAUGACUAAAUCAGAUCAAAUUCUACUCUUUUAUACUGUUUUAUGAAAUGCCAGUGUUAUUUUGUUUUUUUACUUGAUUAUUAAUUGGUUUAUUACACAGAAUCCUAUGGGGUCAGACUUUAAAAAACAAUGUGUUGACAAAUUGAACAUUUAAUUAAUGAAGAGAAUCCUAAACUAUCUCAGAUGUAGCAGCUAUACAGUACAACACAAAAAUGCUUUUUAAAUGGAUCUAAACGUUUUGUUUUAAAUAAUGCAUAAAAUAUUGUA
Pimephales promelas (fathead minnow) is the source of this 3262-nucleotide messenger RNA. It is a transcript of the gene tcea3, whose product is annotated as transcription elongation factor A (SII), 3. The record is from RefSeq and is a predicted model, not a curated record. NCBI's taxonomy places the organism in Eukaryota, Metazoa, Chordata, Actinopteri, Cypriniformes, Leuciscidae. Gene Ontology annotation, molecular function: zinc ion binding; nucleic acid binding. Gene Ontology annotation, cellular component: nucleus. Gene Ontology annotation, biological process: transcription elongation by RNA polymerase II; DNA-templated transcription.